Messenger RNA from Bradysia coprophila, 4669 nucleotides. RefSeq names its product Carboxypeptidase D svr (gene svr). The record is from RefSeq and is a predicted model, not a curated record. Gene Ontology annotation, biological process: peptide metabolic process; protein processing. NCBI's taxonomy places the organism in Eukaryota, Metazoa, Arthropoda, Insecta, Diptera, Sciaridae. Gene Ontology annotation, molecular function: metallocarboxypeptidase activity; zinc ion binding.
UCAAGUCGAGAUAAAUACAGUUUCACGUUGAGUUGAUUGUGUGGUGGUCGUACUAAAGUCGUCAUCAUCAGUGUUUUUGUGUUUUCUUUUUUUUCCAACCAAAAUUGCAUCGAUUUAAAUUAGCAAAAUUAGUUCGCCAAGCGGAGAAACGUUUUAUUUAGCCACCAUUAGCGCGGUCGGAAUAUAAUACACGAAAUUAUCCGCAAAAUGGGAUUUAAAUAUGGCAAAUUCAGUGUAGUGCUACUGUUAUGUCUUGUGCUCGGAACCAUUGCGUUUACCAUUCCGGAAAAUGAAGACUUUCUGCAAAAUGCUCACUACCACAACACAGGCGAAUUACAGGAUCUGUUUGCUAAGUUAGCCAAAGACUAUCCCGAUCUAGCUAGAGUCCAUUCAAUCGGUUCGAGCUACGAGGGCCGUGAUUUGACGGUAAUCGAAAUCACGAAAAAUGUACGCAAACGAUCGAUUUUGGUGCCCAUGUUCAAAUAUGUAGCCAAUAUGCAUGGUGACGAAACAGUUGGUAGAGAAAUGCUGGUCUACUUGGCCGAGUACCUGUUAAACAAUUACGGGAAAAUAGCUGAAGUAACAAAAUUGGUGGACAGCACAGACAUAUUUCUGAUGCCGUCAAUGAAUCCAGAUGGAUUUGAAAAUUCGCAGGAGGGCAGCUGUGAGUCUCCUCGCAAUUACUAUGGCCGAAACAAUGCCGCCGGAGUGGAUUUGAAUCGCGACUUUCCGGAUCGAUUCGAAAGCACAAUGAUGAAACGAAUCAAAUCGUCGAGAAAGCAACCGGAAACCAUGGCUCUGAUCCAGUUCAUAAACACACAUCCAUUCGUUUUGUCUGCAAAUUUGCAUGGCGGUGCUGUCGUUGCCAGUUACCCGUAUGAUAACUCGAUUCGCCAUCACGAUUGUUGUGAAGAAAGUCCCAGUCCCGAUGAUCCAAUGUUCAAAUAUUUGGCUACUACAUACGCGCAAAAUCAUCCUCUUAUGCGAAAUGGUCAUGAGUGCAAUGAAACAUUCCCGGGUGGAAUAACAAACGGAGCAUUUUGGUACGAGCUGAAUGGUGGAAUGCAGGACUACAAUUACGUCUACUCGAAUUGCUUCGAAAUCACAUUGGAGUUGUCGUGCUGCAAAUUCCCGAAAGCCGAUCAAUUAGCCACAGAAUGGCGAAACAAUAAGCGCAGUUUGCUGGAGUACAUGAAGCAGGUGCAUUUGGGCGUCAAGGGGCUGGUGACCGAUUUGAAUCGGUAUCCGAUCCGUGAUGCCGAAAUUUUGGUCGAAGGCAUUGAACAGAAAACGGUCAGAACGACCAAUCGUGGUGAAUAUUGGAGAUUAUUGAAGCCGGGACAGUACAAUAUCCAGGCCAUUGCUUUCGGCUACGAACCGAGUCCAAUUCAAACAAUUACAGUAACAACAGAUGAACCGGUUCGAAUCGACUUUACGUUGAAGCCGUCCGAUUCGGUCGAAGGCCCAUACAGACAUCCAAUCACAAUUCGAGCUAAUCACGACAACAACGGAUUCACUUCAACCACAAAAUUUGUGCAUCACAACUACAAGAGCAUGGAAAGACUGCUUAAGGACUUGAACGGCAACUAUCCUCGAAUUACUCGAUUGUAUUCGAUCGGGAAAAGUGUUCAGUCUCGUGAUCUGUGGGUGUUGGAAAUUUCAACCAAUCCCGGCAAACAUGUUCCCGGUGUUCCAGAAUUCAAAUACAUUGCAAAUAUGCAUGGUAACGAAGUGGUUGGCCGGGAAUUGUUACUUCUGUUGGCCAAAUAUUUAUGCGAAAAUUACAAACUCAACGAUCGCAUAACCAAAUUGAUCAAUUCGACGCGAAUACAUAUCAUGCCGAGUAUGAAUCCGGACGGCUACGAGAUGUCAAAGGAAGGCGAUGAAACUAGUGCGGUUGGAAGGGGUAAUGCGCACAAUAUUGACCUGAACCGAAAUUUCCCCGACCAGUACGGCAUUAAUCGUUUCAACGAGCAUCAAGAACCGGAAACGCAGGCAGUCAUGAAUUGGACUUUAUCGACUCCAUUUGUUUUGUCAGCCAAUUUGCAUGGUGGAGCCCUUGUUGCAAACUAUCCGUUCGAUGACUCUGCCAAGGACUUCAUGGUAACUCACGAUCCUGCUACCGUAUUCAAUCCAACUGAAGACAACAAAAUGUUCGAGUAUUUGGCCAGGACUUACUCAGAUGCACAUUCUACAAUGAAUAAGGGGGAACAUUGUCCGCUAUUUGUGAAGGAACAGUUUAAGGAUGGUAUAACGAAUGGAGCUGCUUGGUAUGCAGUGACGGGUGGAAUGCAAGAUUGGAACUACAUGGCAGCUGGUUGCUUUGAGUUGACAAUAGAAACGGGCUGCUCAAAGUUUCCGAAACAAGACGAACUGCCUGAUAUGUGGACUGCCAAUCGAGAGCCACUAGUCAAAUACAUUGAGCAGGUGCAUCGUGGCAUCCACGGUUUCGUCAAAAGCUCCAUUGGAACGCCAAUUGCCAAAGCUGCGAUUACGCUGAACGACAUCAAACACGUUACGUACAGCUCUGAAUACGGAGACUAUUUCAAACUGACGUUGCCUGGAAAGUACAAUAUUACUGUGGACGCACCCGGCUACGAUUUAUACGUAAGCGAAGUUGAAGUGUUGGAUGACGGUGUUGGUUCCACGCUGCAUGAUAUAACGUUAAUGCGUGACGAUGUACAGCAUUGGUCAUCUGCCUACGAUUAUCGAGUGUUGGACAACGUUAUACGAACAAGAUAUCACUUGGACGAUGAAAUUAAAGCGAAAAUGGCUGAACUGGAACAGGAUAAUCUGGUGGCAUUCGAUGCCAAUGAUAAUGAGGUGUCCAUGGUAGUGCCAUCGUUAAAAGUAACCUCGGAUUUACAGUCAUCAGAGGAAACAAAACUCCAUGUGCUGAUAUUGGGCUCAUUCUUUGAUACAGCACCAUUGGGUCGUGAGAUUACAAUGAACCUGGCGCGGCACAUCAUUGCGGCAUAUAAGAUUCAAGAGCCACCGUACAAACUCUUACUGGACAAUGUUGUGCUGCAUUUCGCGCCACUAACUCCCAAUUUCAAGGAAAUCUAUCUGCGCUUCUCAUCGAUGACUGAUGCGUGUGACAUCUCAGCGAACGACGAGCUGGCCGACCGAAUUUUGAGUCCGGAAUAUGACAAAAUGAAAAUGAUUUACCUCAAGAUGAUCCAAGACGGAGACUUUGAUUUAGUUCUGUCGUUCGCAGCUGGUGGACACGACGUUGUCUAUCCGCAAAUACCAUCGGGAAAAGCGUCAAUUUUCUCACAUUUCGCCCAGAAAAUCGAAAAGGCCGAUGAGGAACACAAAAUUAAAACAAUGACCCGCGAAUGCACGAUGAAUCCGUCCCGGCAACACCAUGCCGAUGCGUUACAACGUCUCACCAACGAAUUUUACAAUUUGUAUAAGGUGCCCAUGUUGACGCUCCAAUUGGACUGUUGCAAGAUGCCGAAAGAUGCUGAAAUAUCGACGAUUUGGCGACGGAACAUUUUCAAGGUGUUGAACUUCCUUAAGCUAACCGAGGUCGGCAUUCAAGGCUACGUCAAAGAUUCGGCUGGAAAACCCUUACACGACGCAAAACUUGUCAUUGAAAAUGAAGGAAUAGAUUUGGAGUAUUCGGUGACCAAGAAGCUGGCACAUUUCCGUAUUGUGCUGCCACCAGGCGAGGUGAAUAUUCAAAUUCAAUGCCGGAAGUUUGCGACAAAAAUGUUGAGAUAUGUCGUGCCGGAUGAUCGGGUUUUGGAUUUGGGCAACAUAACACUGGAGUCGGGCGAUGAUAAGGACUACAUUGUGGACUGGAAAAACGAUGAUGUUAACGCGACCCAUGUUGUUAAAGGCUACGUCCUCGAUUACAUGAACCAUCCACUGAAAUAUGCAAAGGUUUCAGUCAUCCAUCCGGCCACGAAUUUAUUCGAUUUGGCCGAUCACUUGGGCAGCUUCCACAUUAACAUAGGAAAAAUCGUUGGAAACAUAACGCUUCAGGUUGAAUCGUCGGGACACAUUUCAAGUCAGAGAACGGUUCAGAUAGCCAACGAUCAUGAUUCAGUCAAGGAUGUCUUUUUCCAUUUGGACGUUGAUGAGAACGUGCUGGGCAUGCCCAGACUCUUGUUCGUCGUAACAGUCGGCUGUCUUGGCGUGCUGAUAAUUGCCUGCUGUGCAUUCAGCAUCACAUUCUAUCAGCGCAGAAAGCUGGAUCGAUCGUACUACAGUUUUUCGGUGCUGCCGCAACACAAGGGCGGCGAAAUGAAGAAACUUUUCGAAGAUGAGGACGAAAUGGACGAAACGGAACUGUUUCGAACGCCGAUCAAGAAAGGUAAUCUUCAGCCGUACUACGAUGACGAACGUGAACCGAUAUGCGAUACAGAAGACGAUGAGGACGCUAGUGAAGAUGAAAUUGUAAUGGUGAAUCGGGGAGGCGUUGUUCGCGGUGGCGAUGACAGUGAUAGUAAUUAAGCGUUUAGUGGAGUAGGUUGUGUACAUGAUCUGAAUUCAUAAUGUUAGGCGUGGCAGCAUUCCACGGAUAUCUGUUUGUUUCUGUAAUUUGACUGUUGGUAUAUUUACCCCGCUUGGUUUUUAAUGUUUAAGUUUAACUAAUGUCAUUCCAUCGUCGGUUUUGUUUUUAAGAAGUUAAGAAACGAAUAAGAUUUUCAUAAAUGGGUCA